Spinacia oleracea (spinach) is the source of this 1398-nucleotide messenger RNA. RefSeq lists its product as uncharacterized. Lineage: Eukaryota; Viridiplantae; Streptophyta; Magnoliopsida; Caryophyllales; Amaranthaceae. The coding region runs from base 1 to 1398 and encodes 465 amino acids. The transcript is spliced from 3 exons. The record is from RefSeq and is a predicted model, not a curated record.
AUGAAGUGGAUUACAAAUCAAGAAGAAAGGGGAAAAUGCUUCAUGCAAGAAUCAAGACGAGAUAUGUUUAGUAUAACUAUUGAGCAUACACAUCUUGUAAAUGAUAUUGCGUAUCUCGACCAUACUUACUGUAUCAAAAAAUACAACUCCGACAAGGAAAACAAUGUUACCCUUUCAGAGAAAGACAUGUCAAUACAAGAGGAGAUUUACGAGAUUUUUGCAAGGUUAUUCGUAAAACCAUUGCUAAGAUUAUCAACUGCUUCCAAAGACCUUCACAGUUUCUUAUUUGAAAAUUAUUUCCAAGAAAAACAAUGUAAAAAAUCUCUCAACAAUGAAUCGGAGUCGUUAAUCAUACAAGAGGCUGCAUGGGCUAGAGGAAUGGAAACAAACUUAUGGUUCUGUUUCCUUCCUGAAGGACUCCCAUACUCUGCCAUUCCAAGUGAAUCGAUGAUGUGGCUGGAUUCACAUUGUGUUCGCCUCCUUUCAUCUAGAAAUGGUGUGGUGGUAGGCAUUACAGACAUUGAUGAUGGAUUGCCUAAGAUGUUUAUGUGCGACCCGGCUAUGAAAACAUUCACGUACAUUGAGUGGCAUGGUGAGCAAAAGGUAGCCCAUGAACUCUUUUAUUACGAAAGUGCUCAAGCUAGUUUAGUAUGUGGCUAUUCCUUUGGAAUGGAACUUAACGACCAUCCAUAUGAUUAUACGCUUCUUUUGUUCACCCAUCAUGAUGGUGAUGAGUCUGUUUCUGAUGGUUGGGGUACUGGAUAUGAUGUGCAUAUUUUAAAAGAGGGUAAGUUCAUUCUAAAAAGAAGUAAUUUUGUCACAAGAGGAAGAAGUGUGCUAUUGGAGGAAAUGUUGCCUUGCCGAGAUGGGGUCUACUUAAUAUCGGAUGGUGGGGAUUAUUUGGCUGAAAAUUCUUCCUCUUAUUUUCCUUACAUAAUCCGUUACGAUGUUGAGAAUGGAACCAAUGUGACCAUUGGAUUUCCUGUAGAAGUUCGGGAAACGUUCAAUAGUUAUUGGCCGUUCCGAAUUUUUGGAUGGGACCGUAACUUGGGGAAUUCUUUUUACGAAUCUAUAUGCCUUGCAAGUUACCGUAAUGACUUUCUUUCUAUUUGGCUGCUUACCUCUAGUGUUGAAGAACAAGCUGAUCAAUAUUCUUGGCGUGAACUCAUAAAUGUAAACGUUUUCCAGACUUGUGAUCAUCUAGAGUGGACAAACAUUUUUACCAUAGGUGACAAAUCACUAAUAUUUCUGUCAAAAAGGGAAAAUUUCAUAUACAGAUAUGUUCUCAAAGGGAAACGUCGUGGCCAUCUUGAACAAUUGUCAUUGAGCAGGCGUAAAUCAAACUGGGCGCACCGGUUUUACCUGUACUCCACCACCAUUCGUCCUUGUGCUAUUUAA